AUAUUUAGAGCUAGAUAUUGCAUCACAGUUAAGAUAUUUGUUUUGCUAGCUCACCCCAAAACUACAUUUAGCAUGUCUAACCUGAAGUUCAGUCCAGUACUUAUCCCUGUAAUGUGUUCUGGUUUGUAAACUUAAGUGGUCUGUAUAUACCAACAUAGCUUCCUGUUACACAGGUUGCAGAGGUUGUACAACACCUGUUGUGCAGGUUAAUACAUGUUACGUAGUGUUUGGACCAUUUAACAGAUUUUUUUUUUUAGAUGAAAGUCUUUCUGUGUUCUAGUUUGAUUCCUCAAAGAUAGCCAUGCUUAAAUGUCAUAGCAUUAAGAGCAUGAUGCUCUUAAUGAAAGUACAUCAUGAAUAAGCUCAAAUGGUUGUUUUCAAGGUCAAAUCUUAACAUUUAGUAAUUACUGGUUUUGGAUACAGGCUAGUGUUAUUUUAAAGUGGUUAUAAUUAUGGAAGUGUGUUUAUAAUCUAUUGUAGUAUCAGAAUCUCAUUAUUAUAGUAAUGCCAAGUGCAUUGGUUUCAAAUACAUUUUCUCUUUUUCAUGUUCUAACAACUGAUUGCUCCCUGUGCAGUCCAGGACAUGCUUAAGAAAAUGUACCUUUUGUUCUGCUUUGAUGGAGAGUGAGCACAAAGCAUUAGUCUGUCUGAUGAAAUAGGAUUGAACUGUUGCAUAAAUCCCCAAACAAUGGUAAAUUCCACCUCACUGGAAAAAUAAAUAAAUAAAUAAGCAUCUCAUUAGUUCUCUGCUGUCAUUUCCUGCCAGGUUAUCAGCUUUACAGCACUCCUUUGAUGUGUCAUAUAGCUUUUUUUAAAAUAGGAAGAAAUGAUCUUGGAACUUUGGAAGAAUGCUGGCAUUUUUCCUUUAACAAAUUAGAAGCUGAAGGAAGGCAAUUGGAAAAAAAAAAAAGAAAAAAAAAAAGUGUCUCGUCUCGCCUCCCCGCUCCAUCAAAACGCUGUCCUUUAGGCAAGAUCUUUCAGGGAUAUACAGUCUCCUGGCUGUCAUCAUUUAUACCAUAGAGAAGCAACUAUGAAAAGCUGGGACAAACAUUGUUUCACCAGUCUACAGACUACUAAAAAGUAAGCAUACUGUCAACCUUUAUAGCACCUUUCAAGUAUCUGAGUCCUGGCACAAGCACCAUGGAGGAUGAAGACAAUUUAAGUACCAGCAGUGCAGAAGUAAAGGAAAAUCGAAACAUUGGCAACCUGGAGGAUCAUCCAAUACCCUCUAAUGAGAGGGCAAGAGGGGGAACACCUAGCAGUAAGAGAAAAAGACCUUUAGAGGAUGGCAAUAAUGGCCAUUUCUGCAAACUCCAACUCAUCUGGAAGAAAGUCUCAUGGUCAGUGACACCAAAGAAUGCUCUGGUCCAGCUACAUGAACUUAAACCAGGUUUACAAUACAAAAUGGUUUCCCAGACAGGUCCAGUACACGCUCCAGUCUUUGCUGUUGCUGUGGAAGUAAAUGGACUUACGUUUGAAGGCACAGGGCCCACGAAAAAGAAAGCCAAAAUGCGUGCUGCGGAGCUAGCUCUGAAGUCAUUUGUUCAGUUCCCCAAUGCCUGCCAAGCUCACUUUGCCAUGGGGAACUGCAUCAACCCAUCCACGGACUUUACUUCUGAUCAGGCAGACUUCCCAGAUACUCUGUUCAAGGAGUUCGAACCAUCCACACACAGCGAGGACUUUUCAGUCUAUAACCCGGUUAAUAACGAAUUGCUUUCCACCGCUUAUCGCCAUGGGCGCUUACUCUGCCAUACGUUGGACCUAAUGGGCCACGGUAAGCAAAACAGGCACAAGAUGGCCUCCAAAGCGGAGAGCGAGAAGAACCCAGUGGUGCUGCUAAAUGAGCUGCGGUCAGGCCUGCGGUAUGUCUGCCUGUCAGAGACCGUGGAGAAGCAGCACAUCAAGAGCUUUGUGAUGGCGGUGCGAGUGGACGGGAGAACAUUUGAAGGCUCAGGACGUAGCAAGAAGCUGGCCAAGGGCCAAGCAGCGCAGGCCGCACUGCAGGCCCUCUUUAACAUUCGGCUGCCCAGCCACAUUCCCAGCAGGAGUAAAUGUCACCAUUUGCCACAGGACUUUGCAGACUCCGUGUACCAAAUGGUUACACAGAAGUUCCAGGAGCUGACAGACAAUUUCACUUCCAUGCAUGCACGCCACAAAACUCUUGCAGGAAUUGUGAUGACCAAAGGUUUGGACAUCAGGCAAGCUCAGGUUAUUGUGCUGUCAUCGGGUACCAAAUGUAUAAAUGGGGAAUACAUUAAUGACCAAGGGCUUGCGGUCAACGACUGCCAUGCAGAAAUUGUUGCAAGAAGGGCAUUUAUUCACUUCCUUUACUCACAGCUGGAGCUACACUUAAGCAAACGGCGAGAAGACUGGGAGCGAUCAAUCUUUGUGCGAUUAAAAGAGGGAGGCUACAGGCUGCAGGAGAACAUCCUGUUCCAUCUGUACGUGAGCACUUCGCCCUGCGGGGACGCACGCCUCAACUCCCCCUAUGAAAUCACGACCGACUUGAACAGCAGCAAGCACAUAGUGAGAAAAUACCGAGGGCACCUCCGAACAAAGAUUGAGUCUGGAGAAGGAACCAUACCCGUCCGGUGCCACAACGCGGCACAGACGUGGGACGGCGUGCUGCUGGGAGAGCAGCUCAUCACCAUGUCCUGCACAGACAAAAUCGCCAGAUGGAACAUCCUUGGGCUCCAAGGCGCGCUCCUCAGCUCCUUCAUCGAACCCAUGUAUUUGCACAGCAUCAUUGUGGGAAGCCUCUGUCACACUGGUCACCUUUCCCGGGUAAUGAGCCAUAGAACAGAAGACAUUGGUCAGCUGCCAGCUUCGUACCGGCGCAAUCAGCUGCUUCUCAGUGGGGUUAGUCAUGCUGAUGCUCGUCAGCCUGGAAAAUCUCCUGGCUUCAGCGUGAACUGGAUUGUGGGGAACACCGACCUGGAGGUUAUCAACGCCACAACGGGGAAGAGGAACUGCGGGAGCCCCUCACGGCUCUGCAAGCACAUGUUCUUCGCUCGAUGGGCAAAGCUUCAUGGCAAGCUGAGCACACGAACACCAAGCCAUGGAGACAUGCCAUCGGUGUACAGCGAGGCGAAGCUGGUGGCUCAGACGUACCAGUCUGUCAAGCAGCAGCUGUUUAAAGCGUUUCAGAAAGCCGGUCUGGGCACCUGGGUGAAGAAACCCCCAGAGCAAGAUCAGUUCCUACUAACUGUGUAAAUCACUCAAGACCUUUGCUAUGUGACCAGAUCAAAUCAGCUGGAGAGGAGGCUAGGCAGGAUGCGUGAGCUGAGAGAAUUGAAACAGUUUGGUAUUUAAUAGCAAACUCCAUGGGAAUAUUUUCUUUUGAUUCUGUAUUGGAAAUACGUAAAUAUAAAUGUGUCCAAUGCACUGAAGUCGACUUUAGAAAAGCGCUUUUUAAUUAGCCCUUCCAAAGAAUGUACCUGCCCAAAUAAUAAUGCCAAACCCACAAAGAUUCUGCUUUUCAUAGUUUAUCACUGUUGGUAUUAACAAUUUGCAGCAUUAGCAGGCCACCUGUCUGAUCCCAAAUAGAGUUUGUUUUCCCUCACACAAUCAGUGCAAGAGUUGUCACCGAAUAACAGAAAAUAGUACGCAGAGAUGGAAGUACCCCAGGCACACAGCAGGUCUCUGAGCAUCCAUAAUCAUCCACAACAAAAUAAAAAAGGUGUCUAACCUCUAUGCAAAAAUCAUCCAGCUCGCUGCCUAAAUCUGUGAGAAAGAAUUUGGGCCUUGAAGAUAUGCAGCAUUUUUAAACUGAUUCCCACUGCUGGCUCUGAGCACAAAGCCAGGCACCGGCUUUCCCUUGGUGUUUACACUUAUCCCCUCUGGCACUGUGGCCAAACUACUUCCCCCCAAAUCUUCAGUUCUGGCCAUGAGUUUUGCACACUGCAAACUUUAAUUAUCUGAGCCCAGUUCAUCCCGCAUGACCUUUAGGCACCGACAGGGAGCGGGGCCACCUGGGUGUCUCUCAGACUGCACCACAGAGGCAGAUGCUCUCCUCUGCACACCCCGGCACUGCCCAGCCAGGGCUGGGGGUGAGGACCACUCUGCUCCAAAUCAAUCAGGCUGGAGCCUCAGACCACAAAGAUCCCAAGGGUCCACCACUCUGAACUGAGUCGGUGUGAGCUCAGGAUGCUCCUUACAGCUGAAAAACCGCUGGGUUGGGUAGCCAAAACUGAGACAUCCCAAACUAGACAGCACGUUUGAUACUUGUCUCUUUCCUGCCUCAGUUUCUCCAUCUGAUAAAUGGGAAUAAUAAUACUUACCUGCUUCAUGUCUGAAGAACUUGGCAGGAGCAAAGUUUUCUGGUCAGAUGCAACAACAGUGUAAGGUGCAGUCACUCUUACUGUGAGUUUCACCUCUGCACAUAGUCCAGUUGAUGUAAGUGCAGCAGAUACAACUACGAGCUUGGGUAAGAUCUUACUCCAUGUAUGAGUUUCCAGAUUCUAGCUCUGUAUAAAUGCAAGUAUUAUUAUUAUUCAUAUUCAUCUGCAACCUGAAAAUCAGGUGUUUUUUUUUUACUUAGGAGAUGAGUAACACCUAACAGCUAAACAUCUCCUUCAUAACUGUGGCUGGAUUUAAUAUUAUCUCAGCUUCAAAACAUCCCAAACUUAAUGAGAAGGCAGAAGAUACUGUCAUGGGAGAACUGAGCUUUGAUAGUCCCACUGCAGAACCAACCUUCAAAUGCCCUGGAUAUUUCUUUUAAUGUUUUUUGGUUUGUUUUAUUUUUAAAUGACAAUUUGCGGGUAUAUAUCUACUUCUUUUCUUCUUAUUCCUGUGAUUCUCUUUAAAUCUGUAUAUAACAUGCUGCUACUGAUUUGUGAUAAUUGUCUUGGUAUUUUCUCAGAACUGUCAAGCUGAGUUACUUUUCAAACAACAUAAGGCUCAUAUUUUUCCAUGUAAUUUCCUUUACAGGGGAAACUGUUCCUAUCAAUAAAGAUAGAUGCUCUUUGUAUAGGGUUUAUCAUGUUUGGAGAGCCAUAUACAGUAAAUACAUUGUUUAUUGAUGCCCACAAUAGAAUAGCUACAGUAUUUUGAUGAGAUUUUAUUUUUAGAUUAUAAACUACAAGAUGUAUCUAUAGUGUCUUGUAUAAAAACAAUUGUGAUAAACUAGAAUUUUUAAAUUAGAUAAAAGAAAGCUCUCCCCUUCCAGAAACCUUUUCAACAAAAUAAUACAUUCCAUAUUAACUACCAAAAAUAUUAAAAAAAAAAAAAAACAGAUUAGAAAUAGUAAAAAAAAAAAAAAAAAAAGAAAAGAAAAGAAAAAAAGAGAGAGAGAGACAUGUCAGUAAUGGAAGCAUUUUGUAGUAACCACUUUGUCAAUACUUUGACCACUUUGCCAGGAAUUCUGAUUAGAACUCAGAAUAUUUCUAACAUCUCCUGAAGCUUCCCGCUACCUUCACAUGGUCCUUUCCUCCAACACAGCUAUCGAUCGCUGCUGCAGCCACCCAGCAAAGGCAUCAGGGGUGGUGGGAGGGUUUGUGGUCAGUCCAAGGACUGUGGGGGCAGGAGAUGCUGCUGGUGAUGCUGGCAGUGGUGGUCCCAGGGGCUUCAGCUGCUCCCACUGAGGGAGGGAGCCACCAGGAAACAAGACAGGAGGACCGGGGCUCUAGCAGAGACCCAUAGGACAUGGGGAAGCAUGUCUUCUACUUUUCCUCUUCAAGUUAGUCUUUACCUAGCACACAAGAGACCUCAAAGGCUCCUCCUUACAUCUCCCUGCCCUCCUCCAGCCCUGGCAUGACAUCAGCUCGCUAGGGUGACAACAAAAUGCCACGCCUGGUUAUUCUUAAGGACAAAAAGAGAAGUGCAGUGAGAUUGAAUUAUCCUUUGUUGCAAGAAAUACCUAAACCUAAUCUUGGCUUCAGCUGCCAGAACAAAUCUAGCGGUGGGGAUCGAACUGAGCCCCUGCUGCAGGCAGGCACCAGCCGAUCCCUUUCAAGGCAGAGGAGGUGCACCUGCUUGCACUAGGGUUGAAUGUGACCUUAGAUGUCUACUUCUCGUUACGUGCAGUGACAGAGUGUGGUGGGACCACCUCCCAGAAGCACGCAUGACCUACAAUGCAGCAUUUCCUGAAGCAAAGGAAAACGCGCUCAGUAGUAACUCUUUAGCGAAGAUUUCUGUACAUAAUACGCAUGAGUGAAUGGCAAUACUGUACUAAUGGAUGUACAUUUGUAAUAUUUGUAAAAAAGAAAAAGAAACAAAAAACACAACAAGAGAAAAUAAAUCUGAAUUUACAUAUGUGAAUUUGCUGCUAAGUUCUGUAAAUGCACUUCAGUGAUACCUGAUAAGUGAAUGUUUCUGUUAAGUGAAUAAAAUGCCAAGUAAAAUUGUU
Molecule: messenger RNA, 6346 nt
Organism: Oxyura jamaicensis (ruddy duck)
Lineage: Eukaryota; Metazoa; Chordata; Aves; Anseriformes; Anatidae
Gene: ADARB2
Product: adenosine deaminase RNA specific B2 (inactive)
Exons: 10
Coding region: 1141-3213 (690 amino acids)
Biological process (GO): adenosine to inosine editing; RNA processing
Cellular component (GO): cytoplasm; nucleolus
Molecular function (GO): double-stranded RNA binding; double-stranded RNA adenosine deaminase activity; tRNA-specific adenosine deaminase activity
Source: RefSeq, a predicted model, not a curated record